AUGAAGAAAACUAAACCUAAUUCACUUUUUUCUCCUGCCAAAUGGGAUAAUGAUGUCAUACAAGAAAGUGGUUUAUCAACAGAACCAAGUGUAAAGUGCAAAUUAUUAGAAAGAAUUAAAAGCAAAUACACACCAGCAAAUGCAAAUACUUCUAAAGAUAAAACACCUAAAACUCGGUUAGACAUGGCCGAAGACUCGUUUAUAAUAAACACGAACAAUUUAUCUUCAUCAAAACGCAGAAGACGUCAAAUGAAAAAACUUAAAAGGUUAGAAAAUACUAAAACGGGUGUCAAAAGUAAUGAUAAAGUUAAAGACCAGAAAGAUGAACGAACUUUAAGAAAGCUGAAAAAAAUAUUGCAUCAAACAGACUCUCCUGCUAAAGAGGAUCAGCAAAUGUCGUUUCGUGAAAAACUUUGGGAGAAACUUAAAGGAUCACGAUUUCGAUAUCUUAAUGAACAAAUGUAUACAUCAAAAGGAAAUGAUACACAAAAAAUGUUUCAAAAAGACCCUAGUGCUUUCGAGGCUUACCAUGAAGGAUUUAGGCAUCAAGUUUUGAAAUGGCCACUAAAUCCACUUGAUAAAAUAAUCAAUGAAGUUAACCAAAUGCCUUCUUCAUACGUUAUUGCUGAUUUUGGUUGUGGCGAGGCAAAAUUAGCAUCAUCUGUUCCUCAAACGGUUAAAUCUUUUGAUUUAGUAGCAUUGAAUGAGAAUGUGAUAGCUUGCGAUAUGGCAAAUGUCCCAUUGAAGUCUAGUUCAGUAGAUGUAGUUGUCUUCUGUCUGUCUUUAAUGGGUGUAAAUAUUAAAGAUUAUUUGUUGGAAGCUUCAAGAGUUUUAAAGAUUGGAGGUACAGUGAAAAUUGCUGAAGUGUCUAGUCGAUUUACUGAUGUAAAUAAUUUUAUAAAGUUGGUUACAAAGUAUGGGUACAAAUUAUUGAGUAAGAACUUAUCCCAUGAUAUGUUCUAUUUUAUGGAUUUCAAAAAGGUUUCAGUUCCUAACAAAUCAAAGGUACCAAUAAUAGAAUUAAAGUCAUGCAUGUAUAAAAAACGAUAA
Ctenocephalides felis (cat flea) is the source of this 1050-nucleotide messenger RNA. RefSeq names its product ribosomal RNA-processing protein 8-like. Gene Ontology annotation, cellular component: chromatin silencing complex; rDNA heterochromatin; nucleolus. The coding region runs from base 1 to 1050 and encodes 349 amino acids. Gene Ontology annotation, molecular function: methyltransferase activity. The transcript is spliced from 4 exons. Lineage: Eukaryota; Metazoa; Arthropoda; Insecta; Siphonaptera; Pulicidae. Gene Ontology annotation, biological process: cellular response to glucose starvation; regulation of transcription by glucose; rDNA heterochromatin formation. The record is from RefSeq and is a predicted model, not a curated record.